AUGCCGGCCUCUGUCGCGCGGCCCCGCCCGGGUCCCGGGCCGUCUCCCGCCUCGCCCUUUCCGCUGCUGCUGCUGGUGAUGUUGAGCGGCCGGGUGUCCGGCCGCGUCCCGCGCUCGGUACCCAGGACGUCGCUUCCCAUCUCCGAGGCAGACUCCUAUCUCACCCGGUUCGCUGUCCCUCAGACAUACAAUUACUCUGUUCUCCUUGUGGAUCCUGCUUCCUACAGACUUUAUGUUGGCGCCCGGGACACGAUCUUCGCUUUAUCCCUGCCCUUCUCGGGGGAGAGACCUCGCAGGAUUGACUGGAUGGUUCCUGAGGUUCACAGACAGAACUGUAGGAAGAAAGGCAAGAAAGAGGACGAAUGUCACAAUUUUGUCCAGAUUAUCGCCAUUGCCAAUGCCUCUCACCUCCUCACUUGUGGCACCUUCGCUUUUGAUCCGAAGUGCGGGGUUAUUGAUGUGUCCAGUUUCAAGCAGGUUGAAAGACUUGAAAGUGGCCGGGGGAAAUGUCCUUUUGAGCCAGCUCAGCGUUCAGCAGCUAUAAUGGCUGGGGGGGUCCUCUAUGCUGCCACUGUGAAAAACUACCUGGGGACGGAGCCAAUUAUCACCCGGGCUGUGGGUCGUGCUGAGGACUGGAUUCGGACAGAGACCUUGUCAUCCUGGCUUAACGCCCCAGCCUUUGUUGCAGCCGUGGCCUUGAGCCCAACUGAAUGGGGAGAUGAAGAUGGAGACGAUGAAAUCUACUUCUUCUUUACGGAGACUUCCCGAGCAUUUGACUCAUAUGAGCGCAUUAAGGUCCCGCGGGUGGCCCGUGUAUGUGCGGGGGACCUCGGGGGCCGGAAGACUCUCCAACAGAGGUGGACAACGUUUUUGAAGGCUGACCUGCUGUGUCCAGGGCCUGAGCAUGGCCGGGCCUCUGGUGUCCUGCAGGACAUGGCUGUGCUUCGACCUGAGCCUGGAGUGGGGACCCCUAUCUUUUAUGGCAUCUUUUCCUCCCAGUGGGAGGGGGCUGCCAUCUCUGCUGUCUGUGCCUUCCGACCACAAGACAUUCGGAUGGUGCUGAAUGGUCCCUUCAGAGAGCUAAAACAUGACUGCAACAGGGGACUGCCUGUCACGGACAAUGAUGUGCCGCAGCCUAGACCUGGAGAGUGCAUCACUAAUAACAUGAAGCUCCGGCAGUUUGGCUCGUCUCUCUCCCUGCCUGAUCGUGUGCUCACCUUCAUCCGGGACCACCCACUCAUGGACAGGCCAGUGUUUCCAGUUGAUGGCCACCCCCUGCUGGUCACCAUGGAUACAUCCUAUCUCAGAGUCGUGGCACACAGGGUGACCAGCCUCUCAGGGAAAGAGUAUGAUGUGCUCUACUUGGGGACAGAGGAUGGACACCUUCAUCGAGCAGUACGGAUUGGAGCCCAGCUCAGUGUCCUCGAGGAUCUGGCCUUGUUCCCAGAGCCACAGCCAGUUGAGAACAUGAAAUUAUACCAAGGCUGGCUCCUGAUUGGCUCUCGUACCGAGGUGACCCAAGUGAACACAACCAACUGUCACCGUCUCCUGAGCUGCUCAGAGUGCAUCCUGGCCCAAGAUCCUGUCUGUGCCUGGAGCUUCCAGCUGGAUGAGUGUGUGGCCCAUGCUGGGGAGCACCGAGGGCUGGUCCAAGACAUAGAGUCAGCAGAUGUCUCUUCUCUAUGUCCCAAAGAGCCUGGAGAACACCCAGUAGUGUUUGAAGUUCCUGUGGCUACAGCUGCACAUGUGGUCUUGCCAUGUUCCCCAAGCUCAGCAUGGGCAUCCUGUGUAUGGCACCAACCUGGUGGAGUGACUGCCCUCACCCCCCGGCGGGAUGGGCUAGAGGUGGUGGUGACCCCAGGGGCCAUGGGCGCUUAUGCCUGUGAAUGUCAGGAGGGUGGGGCAGCCCGUGUGGUGGCAGCUUACAGCUUGGUGUGGGGCAGCCAGCAGGGCCCCUCAAGCCGGGCCCACACAGUGGGGGCUGGACUGGCUGGCUUCUUCCUAGGGGUUCUUGCAGCAUCCCUUACUCUCCUCUUGAUUGGUCGGCAUCAGCAGCAACGGCGACAGAGGGAACUUCUGGCUAGAGACAAGGUGGGCUUGGACCUGGGGGCCCCACCAUCUGGAACCACAAGCUACAGCCAAGACCCUCCCUCCCCCUCUCCUGAAGAUGAGCGGCUUCCCCUGGCCCUGGCCAAGAGGGGCAGUGGCUUUGGUGGCUUCCCUCCACCCUUCCUGCUUGAUCCUUGCCCAAGUCCAGCCCACAUUCGGCUAACUGGGGCUCCUAUAGCCACAUGUGAUGAAACGUCCAUCUAG
Cynocephalus volans (Philippine flying lemur) is the source of this 2313-nucleotide messenger RNA. RefSeq names its product ssemaphorin 4F (gene SEMA4F). The transcript is spliced from 14 exons. Bases 1 to 2313 code for a protein of 770 amino acids. The record is from RefSeq and is a predicted model, not a curated record. Gene Ontology annotation, biological process: neural crest cell migration; negative chemotaxis; positive regulation of cell migration. Gene Ontology annotation, molecular function: chemorepellent activity; semaphorin receptor binding. NCBI's taxonomy places the organism in Eukaryota, Metazoa, Chordata, Mammalia, Dermoptera, Cynocephalidae. Gene Ontology annotation, cellular component: plasma membrane.